Messenger RNA from Oikopleura dioica, 885 nucleotides. The record is from the annotation of a GenBank genome assembly. Lineage: Eukaryota; Metazoa; Chordata; Appendicularia; Copelata; Oikopleuridae.
AUGAAAAUCGCCACGAUCCUCCUCACCAGCGAAAUAUUUGCAAGCAGACAUCAUAAAAGAUCUCGUCGAUCAGCAAUCCGACAUCGUCGACGACGCGAACUUCAUGCUAUUCAAGAGGCUCAAAUUUAUCGAUUCAAGAUAAAUGACGAUCUCGCUGAAGAGGCAGGAAUCACCAACAUCCGGACCAUAAGCGAUUUAGGCGACGAGGAUUUUAGGCUACUCGAGUCAAUUUCCACCGACGCCGGGGAGCGAUACAUUCAUCUCAAGAGAAUGGUGGGCUUCAUCUUCAACGACCUCGAAGAAGGCAUUGAAAAGCCACAUGUUCUGGAUUGGUGGGGAUACGGAUGCUGGUGCUUGGCGCAUGGCGAAAACUAUGAUCUGGCGAUGAGAGGAAUGCCAAUGGAUGAGGUUGACUCUGUCUGCAAAAUGCACGCUCAAUGCGUCCAGUGCGCCCAAAUGGACUACGGUGCUUCCUGCGAUGCAUCCCACGGCUACGGCAUCUUUGGACAGAAGGACUUGAUCAACGGCGAUAGAACUCUUGUCUGCGACGCGGAAAACGAUCUCUGUGGAUCUGCCCUUUGCGAGUGUGAUAAGAUGCUGAUCGAAGGACUUCGAGCUACGUUUACUCAAUAUGAUUCUUCCUUGCAUAUUGAGAACAGCGGUUUCGACUCGAAAGGCAAUUGUCCAGCCAUAGGAGGACCACCAGCAGAUCAAUGCUGUGGCGAAUACCCUUACAGACAGCCUUACAACUCGCGGAAUGGGCAGCGAUCCUGCUGCCUGGACAAAACGUAUGACACUUCGUAUCUCGAGUGCUGCCAGGAUGAAAUUAAACCCAAUGGCUUCUGUCAAGCAGAAUAUGGAAACUCAACAAGCUCAACUUGGUAA